UUGCAGUUGGACUCCUUUGAGUAGCUGCGGUUGCUGACGGCGUCGCCCGUUCCGUUCUUGUCAUAAAAAUGCCUCUUGCGUCGUUCCACCGGGAAAUCCAACUGUGCAUGAUCGAGUUGUGUUGAAGUUUGGACGCUCCGUCCCCGUUGAGGAGACAAUGUUGAGGAACAUUUGGUGUGUCGAGGCUUUGUGUGGUGCUGUUGUGUUGGUGGUGUGUGCGAGAGCAGCGACGCUCGAGGAUGACGCCAACCAGGGCAGGUGGAUGACGCAGGAUUUCUCCGCUCAAACUGGGUACCAUAAUUAUGGAGACUCGCAGCGUCUCUCUAAACUACAGCACUCUCCACUUCACCUUAUACGCCACAACAAGACAUUUUCCGAAGCAAAGUCGUACUGCUCGAAAAUAUGCAAAGGAUGCAAGAUUCUUCACCGUGCUAUGUUACAGAGCUCCGAAAUGUGGCUGAAAUUAACCGACGCGCAAUACUGGCUGUACGAUGACGAUGACGAAGACGACCAACAUCCACUGCCGUUCUGCACACUUUUCUUCUAUCGUAAUGAGGUCCCGUUCAUAUCUCCUAGGAGCUGCUCCUCAAAGCAUAACUUCAUCUGCGUUCUUCCUAAACAAGGGAGUCCGUGUAGUUUAUCUCUUGUUGUGUUCCCUCCUGAUACAUAUCCACGUCCAAAGCCCCGUGGUUGUAGCAGGCUUCUCGAUGUGCAUAAAAGCCAGGAGAGACAAUGCGCUGAGAUGCAUAUGGACCUCUCUUUCGGAUGGUGGACUUACAGCGGCGGUUCGACGUUGGCACCUGCGUCAAAUUACUACCACGGCCCUCCUGGUAGCCUGUGCAACGCAGCUACGCUUUCACUUGCUGCUGGUUACCUCAUCACGCCGUGGAACUGCGACGUCUUAUUUCCCUUCAUGUGUGUGCCCCCUAUCUCCGAUAACACGCCAGAAGAGCCAUUGGAUACCCCGUCGUCAGUCAAAUGCUAUUACUUUGGAGACUCUCCGAUAGGUACCUACUGUCAGGUGAUGGAUCCUACAGGGGCGAGCAGCGCUCUACAAGCUCAGCGUCGAUGCGAGGCUCUCAACAUGACGCUGCUCAACAUCAGCGACGUAACAUUGCAUAGGCUUUGCCUUCUCAUGGAUAGAAAUCACUUCAACAAUACUAGGAUUUGGAUAGCUGGCAUAUCGGAGAACAGUCGAGGUCUGCCGGACUGCGGGCUGGAGCUUUUGAAUGUUAGCGUUGUUCAGAACGGCGCAGCACCCUGUGAUACGUGUGCAAUACAUGUUGUAUGUGACGCUGGUUUCUACCAGACGUCAUCAACAUGCGUUACUCUGAAUGACGCACGUGGUCCAAUGGAGUACUGUUAUUACAACAAGCCCGAAUACAUGCAUGUGAGUGAAGGACUCUGCAAGACCGUCGGCAAGUCAUUGCUAAACGAGGCUUCUGUGGAUGAUCUCCGCAUAAACGAACACCUUUAUACCAUCACAAAUUCUCAUGUUGAAUAUUGGGUUGAACUCGACUACGUUGCUGAAGGGUCUCUCAGUGCUGUCGUCGCCUACGAGCCAUACAGUUCUGUGCUCUCAAUGCCUCCCUGCACAACUGUUUGGAUGGGACGACGGGUUCCUUGGAUCUUUCAGAGAGACUGCAGCGACCGCCUUCCUAUUAUCUGCCAAGCCAAAAAACAAUCAGUCACGCCUUAUCCCGACCGUCACACUGACGCUUGUCGCUACCGCCGGAACACUUCAGGCACAGUGUUUUGCGUGCCAACGUCUGGACGCUAUAACAUAACGGAAGCCAUGGAAUUCUGCUACAAGCGGAAUAUGACUGUCUUGCUCGGAAGCAGCCUGAAGGACCUACGAAACUUUAACGGACCCGGAGAUCUUGGAAACGUACCCAAGGGCAACAUGUGGUUUACAGACGGCAGUAGCUACCGCAAGUGCAAGGUAGUGUCACUUGCUGACCAUUCCAAAGGAGACAGGAACUGCUAUGAGAGAAACUCCUACAUAUGCAUGGGCCGGCCACAAGAGCGUGUACAGAGCUGCCACCAGUGCAGGCAGACCAACUGUAGUUUCUGUGUUGGUGGAGCCUCUCUCGGCAACCCAGAAAGCCAAAAGUCAUGCAAAAGACACAGCUUGAGUCUUCUUCCAGUGGGGAGAGACACCGACUACUACCUCGAGGCGUUUUCUGUUUUAACCCAUGGCUACAGUGAAAUUACAGAAGUUUGGUUGCAUUCUUUAGGAAGAUCGGCUGAUCAGGGCUGCAUAUCCAUGUACAUGCACAAUGGGACGUUUUACGAACGUUUACUCAACUGCAGCAUUCGGCUACAGUUCAUCUGUACACCAAGUACGCCAACGGUAGAUUCGUCCAUUAAGCAUUGCGACGCUGAAAAGGUCAACGGAAUAUGGUGGCCGAUAACAGAGAAGGAUCACGUUGCCGAAGCAAACUGUACUAGCGAUCCAGGAUCUCCUUUGGCGUACCGAAAAUGCGACGUCAGUGGGAGUUGGGAGGCAUUUGUAGACACCUCAGAAUGCACGUCGGCGGUGUUUAAUCAAUUCCUGGAGAAAGUUCAAAGUGUGAAUAACACCGAAGCAAUUGGAGACAUUCUGAAGAAUGCCAGUAGCCAGGUUGCAUUCGGAGGUGACCUGGCGAUCCUGGCCAGCGGCACGAAGAACGCAUUGGAGUUGGUAGACAAGCUGCUCGCUAAUAUGACACCGGACGAGCAAUCGAAUGCUACUCAAACGCUCGCAGGCAACAUGGUUCUUGUGACGAGCAAUGCAAUGAGGCAUCAAGGUCCAUGGCACGGGCUUCCGAAGGAAAGACGGUUAGACACUGCAACGGAAUAUAUGGACAACGUCGAAACAACCAUCCAUAAAAUGCUAAGGUACAACGGCGACGUCAAGAAUUUUGAGCUUAGUCAUGGCGGGAUCACGGUUGAGGUAGUCAAAGAAGAAGGGAAGUCUCCUGUGCAUCUUCCAAAGAGGCCAACGGGGACAUCAUUGUACCUCCCUUCAGACUUCACCGCCGAAGAAAUGGUGGACGUCAUAUAUGCAGAGUACUCUUCUUUAGCUACACUACUUCACGACCAGCAACAAAAGAACAGCAGGGAUAAAACGAAAGAGACCUAUGUUGGCACUCCAGUCGUCACAGUGACAGUGUUGAACAGUGCCCAGAGCCCCCUAAGUGGCCUCCGUGGUGACGUGAAACUGACAUUCAAGAAUUUGGUGGGAAAAGACUGGCACGACCUAACAGCACAGUGCGCCUACAUCGCAUUCCAGAAUGGAUCAAGAUGGGAAACUAGCGGUUGCAGCCUGUUCACCUCGACAGCCAGUGAAGUCGUGUGUACGUGUAACCACUUGACAAACUUUGCCGUCCUUAUGAGCAACAACGGCGGUCAAACCACCGAGGAGCUGGAGUGGAUAACAAACAUUGGCUGUGGUAUCUCCAUAGUAUGCCUAGCGUUGUGCAUUAUUGUGUUUACUGCAUUCAGGCAACUACGUGGUAUUCGAAACACUAUACACCGCAACCUCUGCAUCAGUCUUUUGUUGGCUGAGGUCCUCAUGAUUGCUGUAAUGGAUCAAAGACGAGGACUGAUGAAGAUAAUUGGCGAUGGUAUAUCGAAGAAUAAUACAGUGUGCACGGUCAUUGCUUGCGCCUUGCACUUUCUAUUCUUAUCUGCAUUUUGCUGGAUGGCCCUCGAAGGGUGCCACAUCAUCGUACUUCUCUGGAAGGUUUUCAACUCGAAGAGGACUUACUAUGAACGCUACUACUUUGUGGGUUACGGAAUUCCAUUACUAAUAGUGUCAAUCACAUUUGGAGUCGGACACGACUCGUACACGAACAAAAGCGAUCAGGAUUAUCUCUGCUGGAUUCCCAAAGAGCAUAACCUUAGACUGAGCUUCAUCGUCCCCGUGCUUCUAGUCAUCGCUCUCAACAUCGGGACGCUAUGUUUAGUCCUUUGGAAGAUGGCCCGCCUUCGACAAGCCGCUGACAAGAGCACAGCGGAGAAAGUCAGCUUUAUGGAUUACAGAAAUUGGGUGCGUGGCACCUUCAUCCUUUUGCCUCUUUUGGGUGUCACCUGGCUGUUGGGUUUGGCACUGUGGGAGGACACAGUGGGAGUUGCGGCAUAUGCCUUCACCAUCCUCAACUCCUUGCAGGGUGUUGGCAUAUUCGUCUGUCAUGUCUUGAUGAGCAAGAAGGCUCGAGACGUGGUCCUGAACAGCCUAAACAAGACUACGAUGAAGCUUACGAAGGGUUCGCAAAUGUCAAGAUCUAGCAGAUCGAGUGCUAACACGACGUGGUACCGUCUAUCGACAUCGGCAGGUUCGUCGCCGCAAAGUUCCGCAGUCGUUGACUCCGUACAAAAGACGGGCAGCGGGCCUGUGUGCGACAGCGAUUUGGAUUCUUCCACCUGCAACGAUUGCUGGACACCCAGCAAGUUCAAGUUCCAGAUGAACCUGAACAGUGACAAAGAUGUAAAUGCGACCACUGGAUCUUCCACUCAAGUAGGAAAGCCCGAUGGACUCUUUUUUCGGCGCACGACUACUGAUUGUUGAGGAGACUCUCAGAUUUGCUGUUCUUCGAGAGUGGAAGGCAGUAAGCGUCUCGAAAGCUAUACGAGGAUGUGUUCUCCUGUCAUGGACCACGCAUAUCGCUGAAGCUGUCAUGUCGAAAGUAUUGCGGGGGAGCUCAUAGGGUCAACAUACACAGGUGCUAAGGCGAUAUGAACUGCCAUAGCCAAGUGCACCUGGCAGGAGCAGCAACUACUGCGGCAAGUAGCCAGUGAUUUAUCCAGACCCCCCUUACAACCCCUAACACCCCCUAAAAGUUCUGUGACACCCCCUAUCCUUUUCAGCUGUGUGCUCCCUACAGGGGGUGCCCUUGCAAUUUCAGCUUUAGACACAUGUCGGUAACGAUAUGUUAUGCUGUAAUGACAUAACUAUAAUAAUGACCCCCCCCCCCAUUUUUUGCUAACACCCCUCCGUGCUUGGGAUUCUGGAUAAACCACUGCAAGUAGGCGUAAAUGGGCAGGUUUCCUAGCUAGACUUGAACAGCGGUUGUUGAACUCCUGUUUGAUGCAUGCGCGGGGUAUCUGUUCUGUCCAUGGACGAAAUUUUACAAAAAAAGGGGAAAUGCCUAUUUCUCUGUUACAAUAAAUGGCAAUAUUUUCUAGGUGAACCGCCAACCGUAUGGCCGCAAUAGUAACUUCCCGUAGUGUUACCCUCACUAAUUAUUAACUAAGGCUUUAAUUUUUUUUUCUAAGUGAAAGAUCGAAUUUAGCAAUUACAUCACCUGGUCCUGUUGGUGCAUUCAGCAUAUUUGUCGCUCUGCGAGACACGCUCUCUCUCUUGCCCUUAAAUGCGAAGGAGAUAAGAUAAGGCAGCAUGUCCCUCCUUGUUCCUCGCAUUUCAAGGAAGCGAGAAACUGCUUUCCAGGAACAGGGCGUGAAAAACGAUCCCGAAAUCUGUGUCUACCGUGUUUAUAAUGUUGUCGUUCUGCCAAGCUUCUAUCUCUCAGAAAUUAAAAGGUUCAAUAGUCAAACCUAAUGAGGAAGACAGCCAACAAGGUUGCUAGCGCCAUCAUCAGGUGGCCAAGUCUACCUAUAAUAUAUCGCCACUUAUUGUAAGUGAAAUGGCUGUGUCCCUAUUUUAUAAAAUAGUACAGGAUUAGGAUGUAUUAUAAAAUAAUAUAGGUGUUCCCAUAGUUACAGAGAACCUCCCGCGUGUAUGUGUAUGCAUGCUGGUUACAAUUUUGGGUCCACUGCCAGAUUUUCUAUCGGCACUGUCGUUCAAAAACGUUGUCGGUUUACGUGUGCCUAGCAAGUUCGUGAAAUGUACCUUUCUGUCUCCCUGCUUCCACAAUUAAGUUGUUAAUACUAUAGCAGCCAUUCAUGCCACUAAGCCAAGGAAUAAUUUUGUGGAGCCGUUAAAAGUAACGCUGUCAUAUAGUAUGUGUCAGUAUAAUGACUUCACACGAAAGACGAGAUGAAUAGGUGACUGGUUACUUCUCCUAUCUCACUGCCCACUUUGUUUUAAUUGUACAUACUUCACUAGCUCAACCAAAUUCAUACAGGAAAAACUUCAGGGGUGAGAACAAUGUUCAUUGUCGCGUGCAGAUAGCUAUAAGGUCUUAAGGUAACUGAGCUUUUAUUUUGUCUGAGCUCCGCACGUCACACAGUAUUUUUUUUUUUACUGAUCUUUCAGUACCUUCUACAGUCUUCAGUAGAGAACUCUGUAAAAACGGCAGCGUGCAGAAUGAUGUUUUCUGUAUUCCUUAUCGCGAACUGUAUUCAUUACUGAUUACGGGAGAUUCCGGAACCUAAUAAUGGACAGCUAAGAUAAUGGUAGCAGUGCUUUUUUUCUGCGUUCGAGUCAAAUUGUAACUAUAGCUUUCCUCAGUCUACCGUUUGCGGCGUUCUGAGUAAUUUCACUUUCAUUACACACUCUCAUCAUCAUUGACCUGUGACGUCAUCAUUGACCUCAGCAUGCCUAUACUCGUUUCUUUCAAGAGGACAAUGAAGUGUCUCUAGUCAUUUGAAUAGAGUACGUUGAAGAAAAUGCAACCUAAUGCAGGGAUUUCUUCAGCGAGCGGGCCAAACGAGGCAGGGCAUACGUGGAUAUUUACCUGGUGCAUAUAGAUUUCAACGUUGCUGACUGAUCUCACGAAUAAAGUUCAUGUAGCACUUAUGUGCAUGAAAAGGAAA
This is a messenger RNA of Ornithodoros turicata, 6699 nucleotides long. RefSeq lists its product as uncharacterized. Gene Ontology annotation, biological process: cell surface receptor signaling pathway; adenylate cyclase-activating G protein-coupled receptor signaling pathway. Bases 158 to 4552 code for a protein of 1464 amino acids. Gene Ontology annotation, molecular function: G protein-coupled receptor activity. Gene Ontology annotation, cellular component: plasma membrane. Lineage: Eukaryota; Metazoa; Arthropoda; Arachnida; Ixodida; Argasidae. The transcript is spliced from 32 exons. The record is from RefSeq and is a predicted model, not a curated record.